AUGCGUAUAUUAUUCAGCAGAUUCGGUACUCCACAGACUCUGGUGACCGAUAACGGUACUCCGUUUAACAGCGCAGAGUUCAAACAAUUCGUCCAGAGAAAUGACAUACGUCAUGUCAGAACUGUCCCUUACCAUCCAGCCUCCAAUGGGCUGGCGGAACGAGCCGUUCAAACCGUCGAACAAGGUUUACUGAAACAACAAUCAGGAACGAUAAGGACCCAAUUGGCGAGGUUCUCAUUGUCAUAUCACACAACCCCAACAGAAAGCAUGGGAAAACGUCCGGCGAAACUAAUGUUUGGACGUAAACUACGAACGAGACUGAGUCUCGUUUCUCGAGAACCAAGAGCUGAUAUCAUGGAAAAACAAGGAAAAAUGAAAGAUAGAUAUGAGGAUUCAGCCAAACACAGGAAAUUUGAAGAAGACGACCUAGUGUACACGAAAUUACCACGUGAGCCAUCUUGGGAGAAAGCUACGUACUCUGGACUACACGUGUUCUGUGUCUUGUUCUCCGGGCUAACUACGGGUUAG
This is a messenger RNA of Echinostoma caproni, 528 nucleotides long. The record is from the annotation of a GenBank genome assembly. Lineage: Eukaryota; Metazoa; Platyhelminthes; Trematoda; Plagiorchiida; Echinostomatidae.